Molecule: messenger RNA, 1299 nt
Organism: Parasteatoda tepidariorum (common house spider)
Lineage: Eukaryota; Metazoa; Arthropoda; Arachnida; Araneae; Theridiidae
Biological process (GO): deadenylation-dependent decapping of nuclear-transcribed mRNA; positive regulation of catalytic activity; deadenylation-independent decapping of nuclear-transcribed mRNA
Cellular component (GO): P-body
Molecular function (GO): mRNA binding; enzyme activator activity
Source: RefSeq, a predicted model, not a curated record
UAACUUGAGAAAGAGUGACAUUUAAAAUCAAAACAAAUAAAUGUUUCGAAAUAGCAUUAGGAUGUGAUUUUUUUCACGGAUUGCCGGUUUUCAUUAGUGUGUAGUUCAAAAACUAUUUUAUCAGUCAACUUCUUAGAAUUUUCAUUAAUUUUUAUGACCUUCGGAUUAUAUUAUUCGUUUUCUAUUCAAAACGAAAUCGCUUUUUAUUUCGUAUUCUCUUCAUGGCAUCUAUGACUGAAAAUCAAAUUAAUUUAAAAACACUUCAGCGGGUUGAUUCUAGCAUUGUUGAAAUUAUCGACAAUGCUUGCCAGGUAGCUAUUUACAAAUAUGAAAAGGAACUAGGGAAAUGGAAAGAAACUGAUGUGGAAGGAGCUUUAUUUCUUUACAGAAGGUCUCGUUAUCCUUCCUAUGGCUUCAUCAUCAUGAAUCGUAUGAGCACAACCAAUUUCAUUGAAUCCAUCACAAGUGAGAUGCAGUUUCAAUUACAAUCACCUUAUCUCUUGUAUAAAAACCGUUCAGGGGAUAUAAUCGGUUCUUGGUUUUAUGAGCACAAUGAUCUUCAAAGAAUUUCAAAAAGAAUACAAACAAUCAUUCUGAAGCAUCAUCCACCCCCAAAACGGCAACGGCGUGCAUCUGAAAGUGAGACUCAGGACAUCCUCACUCUUUUGUGUGAAGCCCAUGAGGAAUACUUAAACAAGGAAAAGUCUCCUGGAAUCUCUUCCCUCAAUAACUUGAAUACAAGUGAAAAAAGAAUUAUUUUUGAAAAGUCAUCACUUGAAAUGGAGAGCCAAAGAUCUUCUGGAUCCAAAUGUGUUCCUUCAGACUCUUUUCUCAAAAUGAGGGAAGAAAGUUUAAAGUCUUCAAGUGAGGAUACUUGUGAUAUGUUACCUGCUCAAAAGGACAUCUAUCUUUCUGAAGUAAACGAAGAAACUUCACAAUCACCAUUAUUAGAAUGUCCAAAUUGGCAAGAUGUUAUGAAUGGAAAUUUUGAUAUUCAUUUACCAAGUAUUAAAGAAGCAAUACAAUCACAUAUUGAAGGGAAUACGGAAUUCAUUUUCAAGAUUCAUGAAGCUUAUGUGUCUAGUCUGAAAACAUAUUUUACAUCAUAAAGAUUAUUUACUUCUUUUUAUUUUAGAUGUGAUAUUUACCUGAUAUUGUGUGAUAUUAUCCUACAAUAAUUGAAGAAACACUUUGUUUUUGAAAUUAUUUAAAAUUUUUUAGGAAAUACUUAUAUUUUAUUACGUUAGAAGUCAUGUGAUUUCUUGUGCUCAUCAAUAAAGUUUAAAUCUUUCAGAUGUU